AUGAACAAUCUCAGAUACUGCUUCUUUGCUGUUUUGAUUCUAAGUGUUUCACUUUCAUUUGUUUUCUAUGCUGUUGACUUGCAUGCACAAAAAUCUCUUCGGAGGCUGAACAUCUCGGUGAGUUCAACUUUAGCAGAAGCCUGUAAAGCACUUACUGAAGAUAAGGCACCCUUUCUGAAGGAAAAUGCUUUAAAAACAUCAGUCAUCGAAUCUAGUUGCACGGAGUACAUCACGCAGAAUCACUACAUCACCUGCGCCCUCUCAGCCGAGGAGGCUGCCUUCCCCAUUGCCUACGUCAUGACCCUGCACAAGGAGUUUGAGACCUUCGAGCGACUCUUCAGGGCAGUGUACAUGCCCCAAAAUGUCUACUGCAUCCACGUGGAUGCCAAGGCGCCGGCCCCCUUCCAGCAGGCGGUGAGGCGCCUGGUGGGUUGCUUCCCCAAUGCCUUCCUCGCCUCCCGGGCAGAGCGGGUGGUCUACGGUGGCAUCUCCCGCCUGCGGGCCGACCUCCACUGCAUGAGAGACCUCUUGGCCUCGACUGUGCCCUGGCGCUACUUGCUCAACACCUGCGGCCAGGACUUCCCCUUGAAGACCAACCAGGAGAUUGUCCGGCUGCUGAAGGGCCUUGGGGGGAAGAACGUCACCCCUGGGGUGCUGCCACCCCCCCACAUCACCUCACGCACCAAGUACGUGCACAGGGAGCAAUUAUACUCUUUUUUUUCUUUCAUGCUGGGGACAUUUGUGCACAAGGCACCCCCACCCCACAACCUCACCAUCUACUUUGGUUCCGCAUACGUGGCCAUCACGCGGCCCUUCGUGGAGUUCGUGCUGCAGGACCAGCGUGCCAUCGAUCUGCUGGCGUGGUCUGAGGACACCUACAGCCCCGAUGAGCACUUCUGGGUGACGCUCAACAGGAUCCCAG
Messenger RNA from Charadrius vociferus (killdeer), 922 nucleotides. Its product is annotated as N-acetyllactosaminide beta-1,6-N-acetylglucosaminyl-transferase, isoform C-like. NCBI's taxonomy places the organism in Eukaryota, Metazoa, Chordata, Aves, Charadriiformes, Charadriidae. Gene Ontology annotation, cellular component: membrane. The annotation marks the transcript as partial. Gene Ontology annotation, molecular function: acetylglucosaminyltransferase activity. Gene Ontology annotation, biological process: transforming growth factor beta receptor signaling pathway. The transcript has a single exon. The record is from RefSeq and is a predicted model, not a curated record.